Trichomycterus rosablanca is the source of this 2446-nucleotide messenger RNA. RefSeq names its product zinc finger protein 878-like. The record is from RefSeq and is a predicted model, not a curated record. Gene Ontology annotation, biological process: regulation of DNA-templated transcription. Gene Ontology annotation, molecular function: RNA polymerase II cis-regulatory region sequence-specific DNA binding; DNA-binding transcription factor activity, RNA polymerase II-specific. NCBI's taxonomy places the organism in Eukaryota, Metazoa, Chordata, Actinopteri, Siluriformes, Trichomycteridae. The transcript is spliced from 4 exons. The coding region runs from base 1 to 2049 and encodes 682 amino acids.
AUGUCAGCCGAGGACAGUCACGUUACUAAAGCGAAGAAAAGGAAACUGGACGGUUGUGACCCUGCCUGGAGGAAGUUAAUGGACCAAAGAAGAUGUCGAGUUAACAUAGGAGAGGCUUUUACACGUUGGAGAGCGUUAAAGAUCCAGAGAGGAUUGGAAACUGAUGCAGAGGUGGCGCUGUUUUUACUGGACUGCUUUCCAACAGAAGGGAGCUUCUCAGCCAAGUUACAUUCAACACAAGGAGUAGACUGGUCUUCAUCAGAUGAAUCAUUUGCUGAGGCUUCAGACAGAUGCAGUUUUGUCACCCUAAGUAAAGAGGUGUUGCUGAUUCUGAUGUACCGCUGUUUGGAGUGUUCCAGUGAAUGUCAGAUCCAAGGAAAAGGUAAAGGAGGGAGUCUGACACUCAGACAAGAGUGUCUGAUCUGCUCUAACUGUCGAGUGUGGACGUCUCAGACUGUGUGUCCGCCAAAGAACAAGGUAGAUGAUAUUUCCUUGAUCCUGUCUUGUGAUGAUGUUGGCCUGCAGACAUCUGAGAACGUAUCUGCGACUGUUGACCAGGAUCAAGCACAGACACAACCGGGCAAAGCUUCAGUAAAUACUGAAGAGAACAUCUCAAGUCGUGCAGUACAAUUGGAGCAAGAUGAACCAAAGCAGGAGGACAAGAGUCUUCUUAAAGAGACACAUGAAGACAAUUCCUCUGGCCCAACUGUGGACAGGGUUGACGAUGAUGGCUUAAAUCUUGCAAAGGUGAAAAAUGAGACGGCUGAAUCUGCUGAACCUGAGCCACUGGGAGAAAUGUUUAUUGGUGAGGAUGGCAGAGCGAAGCCAGCUGACGAAGCAACUCAUGAGUCCUCCAGAAAAAGGCAGCACGAGGGUUCGCAUGGGUGCCUGUCGAACUCCUCAUAUGAGUUCACCGAGAGUUCCGAAGAAGAAUCUGAGGUGGAGUCGACCAAAAAGUCCCAGAAACUGUUUCAGAACACCAUUAAACCAGUCAUUUGGUGUUUAGACUGCGAAGCUGUAGCCAAAAUGCUGUGUACAGUACGCCGGCACCAGAGAAUCUACGGAUGUAUGGAGUGUGGCGACAGGAACAGUGCUGAGAGUGAAAGUGUCCGAGAUUUCUCAGUUCAUUUCAGCGACAUCGUUAGUUUUCAUAAGCACGCCAUGGAUGUGCAUGGCGCCUCAGAAAACCAGUGCGAACGCAAAAUGUGUCCAGACUGUAAUAAGUCAUUCAAGGUGGACACGGACCCCAACAAAAAGGGCCACGUGUGUGCGUACAAGAUCAAACCGUUCUCCUGCGACCUGUGUCGCAAACGAUUCUCUACGGAAAACGGUCAAAAAGUGCACCACCGGCGGCUGCACGGAGACUACACGCACAUAUGCAAGUACUGCAUGAUGGCAUUUAACACCAAACCAUCUAAGCUUGACCACGAGCUGUCCCACAGCCAAGACAAGCUGCCCUAUAUCUGUCCUGACUGCCCUGAGAAGUUCAAAGAUUUUGUAACACGCAACCAGCACUUGAAGACUCACAGAGGCCAAAAGAAAUUCAUCUGCCACGCCUGCAACAGGAUAUUCGUUUCUCUCCAGAGAUACGAAAGGCACAUGCGCAUACAUUCUGGCGAGAAGCCUUAUACGUGUGCGGUUUGCGAGCGCUCCUUCAACCAGGACGGACACCUGAAGUCCCACAUGCGUCUCCACACGGGAGAGAAGCCGUUCAUGUGUGAGCGAUGCGGGACAUGUUUUAACCACAAUGUCAGCCUGAAGAACCAUCUGCGGAGACAGCAUGGCAUGAACUCCAACCACAUGUCAGUAAAAGAAAAGAAACAGAGAGGUCGACCCACCGAGAGAAGUUACUCCUCCGAUAAAGGUCAGCGUAAAAAGCAAAAACCAAAGAGCUCUUCCAAAUACUCUGCUGAGGGGGUGGCUCAAGACUUAGACUCUCUUUCAGAGAGCUCGGAAACUGACUCUGAUGGGGAGCAACAAGAAAGAGGACAGCCGAGAAAAGCCAGGAAGAAGAAACUAAUCAAAAAUAAUGCUGAUGAAGACAAAUAGCCUGAAGAUUGGUCAUGUCAGGAUACCAUCAAGGCCAGUGAGGAUAGAAGACCUUGCUUAAGGCCCAAAGGUUUGGUGCUGUUUGGUGUUGGCAGGACUUAAACCCUCAACCUUCUGCUCCAUAGAGAACUGAAACUGAAAAGACAUGUCAGUAGAUGUACAAGGAAAGUUACCCAGAUCCCGAUUUGCUCUUUUCAACAGUGCAUGGACAUUUUCUGUCUGGGUUUAGAACUGUUGGUGCAUGAGUUCAUGGGGUUGGUGAAUCCUAAUGAUAAAGUACAUGUAGAUUAUGGAUAUAAUGGGUAAAAAGCUGUCCGUCUCAAAUUGCCAACUGCUGUACUACAAGUAUUCAUAUACUAUGAUGUCUACAUUGUAAAAUAAAAUGUAAUAUAUAUAU